CUCCUGUCGAGUCUGUACAUGGACGUGUACUAGUUCGUGGUCUGUAUGACUGAAACACCCACACGGCGGCUCCCUGCGACAGAAGUCUGUCAGUCGACAGAGAGAUUGGAGGCGACAAGUACAGGUGUGUGAAGAACUGUGCAGGUUCACAUCCAGGUGACUACAGACCAGGGUGUUUCGGCAGGUGACUGUGGACUUGACUGUCGUUGUGGAUCCCAUCGUGGAUUACACAUUAAAGAUCUUGCUGAUAACUGACGACGCCGAUGCUACCCACGAGGAUCACAUCAGGUGACUUGUGGUCGUGUCAGCGUCCAGGAAAAAAUAACAGGUGAAUCGAGAGACAAGUGAAAUCUUAAUGUUUCCAGUGAGACCAGUAAGAUAAUGAAGUCUUGCACGAGCAGACAAGUGAACAUACUACAUCUUUAAAAGGAGACCGGUGAAAACGUUAAAGGUCUCUCAGGUGGAAUUAUUACGUCAGUCAACUAGAGACAGGUAACAACUUGAACUCUUUCCAGACUAGACCGGUGAGAAUAUUAUACCUCGCAGACAUUAAAGACAUUGAAGACCCGGAGACAACCUGCCGGUACCCACCCUGUCCUCAUAGCUACAGACUAUUAAGGGUUUGCCUUUGAUAGACCACUCUGGCCUGAUAAACACCUGAUAAACAUGCGAUAAAGAACGAGUGGCUUUCUUCAGGUCUGCGUCACAAACAGGUAGGCAGGGGUUGCGGAGAUAAAUAAGGGAUAAAGACUGAGGCCCGUGGCAGCCCACACUAGUCUCGUCAAGACAAGGCUGGUGCCACCCAAAGAUGUCUGAUUGAAAAGGAAUUCCGAGACCGUGAGACCCACAGACUUACAGAAGAUUAUAGAAGUCUGUGGUGAGACCUGCAGGUCCAUGACAUAUGGCCAUACACGUAGAUUGGGCCGCCCAUCACGUGAUCAUAGGGAAGGCUACCGUUGCCCGGCGUUGUUGUGGCCGUUGUGGCUUUACCUGGAGACAAUCACCUGUCGCCUGGCUAUUCCUAACGUCUGUACUCCAAAGGUAGGCAAGGAGAAGAGAGUUGUAAAGUGACAGUGUCAACAGUUUGUCUGGGGGCCCUCUCUGCAUGUGCAAGGUAACCGGGGCGCCCUCUGGUGCGAACAUCUUGUCGAGAAGUGGGCUGUGCGCUGUGACGUCACUCUCAGACGCUCAGGUCUUGCAAGCGAAACAGGUGGACGGGUACAUGAAGAUAUUUCUCUUAUGGGUGGAAGGAGUAUUUAGACGAGCAGGAGCAAACACAAAAGAUUCAGCCUCUGCGGUCGACGGCUGUUGUUGUUGUUGUUGUUGUUGGAGAUACGACACGGCAGCGUCUUUCUGUGGGAUGCUGCAAGGUGCUGCGACCCACCCUCCCACAGCGAACCACCGGUGACCGUUAUCCUCCACACCACCGAUCGUCUGCUGUUGACUACAUUCUUGACGCAGUGUUUGUGGUGACGUCCCACAGGGCCAACCGUGCGAGGGGGAGGGUGUGUAGGUUGUGUUGACACUAAAGUCUGUGACUGUGUAGCCUUAUGAUCGUGUCUCGUACGCCACCGUAUCAGGUUUAUGGCUGAAGUCGAUCAGAAAUGAAUCGGCGUGCUUUGAAGUUUUCCUGACACUUUGCUGACGUGUCAGUGCAGACCCACACUCGCUGGAACUGAGCGGAUAUUAGGUGGUGCCUGUAGGGGUGACGUGCGGCUGGACACGGGUGACGUACAAACAUCUGUCCUCGUCAAGCAGCAGACCAUCGCCUUGCCAAGACCCACAGGAAUGUCGCAGCCUCUGCUGUCCAGACCGGUGCAGGUCAACAAGACCGUGUUUCGUAGACACCGGUCGGCCUUCGCCAGGAAUAAACCAGUGCCAAAGACAAUAAGUCGCACGAGCAGCAGAAGGUCACGUGCUGGAAGCAGCCAAUCAAAGAAGCCAGGCGACAAAGGGCAAAGUUCGGCAAGCGACAGUGAAAAUGAGGACACCCGGACACGCGUCUCUGAUUUUGACAAUCAAGCGGACAUCAUGGACGAGAAAGCAUGGGAAACCGACCUUGAACCUGAAGUCCCGGAGGCGAACUCGACCUACGAUCACAGCGGGCGGAAGUUGUACCUGGAAGAGUGCGCGCGCCUCGGGGUCAUCCCGGUGUCGUACUUCCUGCGUCACAUGACCAGCCGGCAGCUGCACAUGAAGCACCACGGCCUGCGGCCCAGUGACAUGCUGGCCAUGGCCUCCGUCCUCGUGUCCAACACAUCCAUAUUGUCUCUGGAUCUGUCGGACAACUGGCUGGGCUACCACGGCGGUCUGGCGGUCUGCGACAUGCUGAAGGAAAACUGCUUUAUCUCAGAACUCAACCUGUCGGACAAUCACCUCAACAGGUGUGCCGGUGAGCUGUGCAGGAUCCUCCGCCUCAACGACUAUCUGCGACGUGUGACGCUGGCAGGCAAUGGAUUCGACGACAAGGCUGCAGAAUAUUUUGCAGAGUUCAUCGGAGCUUCAAGCCACGUGGAGUACCUCAGUCUCAGUCGUAACAGUCUGUGUGAACGAGCGGGGCAGCUGCUGGGGCCCGCCAUCUCGGAGAACUCCUGCCUCAAGGAGCUGGACCUCAGCUGGAACCAGCUGCGCCGUCGUGGAGCUGUAGCUGUUGCCAACGGCAUCAAGAAUAACGUGUUUAUGAAGAAGAUCAACCUGGCUUGGAACGGCUUUGGUCUAGAGGGCGCUGUGGCGCUAGGUGACGCCAUCAAAGGCAACUCGGUACUGGAGGAGAUAGACAUCACAAACAACAGAAUUACAACAGAAGGAGCAGUCGUGAUAGGGAAAGGCUUGUCUGCCAACGAGACGCUAAAAGUCCUAAAGAUGGGGAUCAACCCGAUGCAGAGUGCUGGGUGCUGGGGGAUAUGUGCCGCCAUACUGAAAAACCCCAACAGCGUGCUGCAGGCCUUGGACUUCAGUGACGUUAGUGUGAACAAAGAUUUUGAAGAGAUCCUCCAGAAGGUCAAGGAGCAACUUCCAGGGCUGAGAGUAAAGCAUGGCGGGAUGGAUGUGCCUCUUAAACCCAAGACCCCCGUGCACCCCAUGGUGAAGCUGAUGACCUACAUCAACAAGAACAACAUCCGCCUCGUCGACUUCUUCAACAAAUUUGACAAGGACGGCAGCAUGAGCGUCACGCCAGACGAGUUCUAUCAGGGGCUACAGGAGACGGGUAUCACCCUGACGGAGGAGGAGUUUCAGCAGCUGCUCAAGGAUCUCGACAGGGAUGGCGAUGGGGAGAUCAACUACAGUGAGCUUGUGAUCGGCCAUACCGACUUUCAAGACAAGGAGAAAAAGAUGCAGACGGUGAUGACCACAGUCAGACCCAUGACAUCCUAAUAACAGAAUGACCCCAGUGACCUCCGUGAGCUGACUGGAAGUUUCUGUCUGUUGCCAUUGUAACUGUUAAUACACCUGUUGACUCAGCCUGAGAUGGAUAAAUGAGCAGUCAAAUCGUGUCAGAGUACUGUUACUUACUGCCUGAACUGGUGUUGGUAUAAUGAUCCGAAUCCAAUCUUAUCUCUGCAUUUAAGAUAAAAUAAUCUUCAGUGUUGAUAUCGGUAUCCAUGCGAAAGAUGCAACAAUUUCAUUCUGCCUGUGAUUAAACAGCUGAAACUAAGGUACACUGUGUGGCUUAGUAUCGAACCCACUGUGAUAAUAGCAUUGAAAGACAUCUAGAAAACUGUGGCUGUCUGCUCCAAAAAUGUGACAGACAAAGACACUGUGUUUUUAACCCAUGUGAUUAAUAAAUCAGUUGCCGGCCUUAAGCUGGAAAAUUAUUGGCUAAUAAAUCAAACCAUAUUUCUCUCGUCAGGUCAUCCUCUAACCUUUACUAGGUUGUUGGGGAGUUAGGUGUAAGAAACCACACUUUUCUCAGGGCCAGCUAUUGUUGUGAUGGCAGUGGCCAUCUCCUGUUCCCCUCACUGAUUUAACUUUUCUCCAGAUGGACGCCAAGUGAAGAAGUCUAUCAGUUACUUUACAAUUGAUGGUUGCAGUAGUUACAUCUAUAUAAUUAUGUUUUUCAAGCAUAAACAUUAUACUUGAAUCAACCUUUUUUCCAGGAAAUGAAUGAUAAUAAAGAUAUUUUUGACCUUUAAA
Molecule: messenger RNA, 4134 nt
Organism: Pomacea canaliculata
Lineage: Eukaryota; Metazoa; Mollusca; Gastropoda; Architaenioglossa; Ampullariidae
Product: leucine-rich repeat-containing protein 74B-like
Exons: 13
Coding region: 1789-3375 (528 amino acids)
Molecular function (GO): calcium ion binding; protein binding
Source: RefSeq, a predicted model, not a curated record